CAACGCGCUGUCAAUUGAGAAGACCUGGCCGGCCUCGUUUCUGCAGUGCAGUUCGAGUUGAACUGCAACGCGCGUGGUUGCAGUAUUGCAGCCGAAUACCGUGCCCUUGAUCCAAUACAAGGCUUUGGCAUUCAGCAAACUACCACGUUGAUGAUGACACCGCUUGCACUUGCAGUCGUGCCGCUCUUGGUCGCGACGGCGUACGCCACUAACCCACCCACGGUCACCGUCAAGAAUGGCUCCUACUACGGCGUCCACCAGCCCACCUACGACCAGGAUCUCUUCCUCGGGAUGCCCUACGCGCAGCCUCCCAUCGGAGAUCUCCGCUUUCGCAUUCCACAGUCACUAAACACGACGUGGUCCGAGGCGAGGAACGCAACCGAGUAUUCCCCGGAAUGCUACGGCUACGGCAGCGACCAGUGGGUGUUGGGCAACGUUGUCUCGGAGGAUUGUUUGACGAUCAAUGUGGUGCGACCCAGUGGCGUGUCUGAAGGAGCCGAUCUUCCGGUCGGCGUCUGGAUUCAUGGCGGAGGAUUCUACCAGGGCGGCUCACGUGACCCUCGCUACAACUUGUCGUAUAUUGUGAAUGAGGCUGCGGAAGCAGGCAUGCCAUUCAUUGGUGUGAGCCUCAACUACCGCCUACAGGCGUUUGGGUUCUUGUGGGGCACGGCAGUCAAAGAGGCCGGAGUGACGAACCUGGGCUUCCGAGACCAGCGCUUAGCACUGCACUGGGUGCAGGAGAACAUCGCCGCCUUCGGUGGUGACACGAACAAAGUCACGAUCUGGGGCGAGAGUGCCGGAGUUCGAGGCGUCUCGUACCAGCUUAUCGCAUACGGCGGUCGCGACGACGAGCUCUUCCGUGGGGCUAUCAUUCAGUCUGGCUCCCCUGUCAAGUACAUCCCCAGAGCGUAUACCAACGCUACGGCGUGGGACGUCUACUAUAACAACAUCACGGCAGCGACUAACUGCAGUUCGGCUGCUGAUACUCUCGACUGCCUCCGCCAAGUCCCAAUCGAUGCAUUAUCGGAUAUCCUCAACAGUUCGGUGGCAUCUACAGCGUCCUGGGGACCAGCCGUUGACGGCGACUACAUCCAGGACACUGGACCAGCUCUACUGAGCGCGGGGAAGUUUGUACACGUGCCGAUUCUACUAGGAACCAACAAUGACGAGGGCACCGCGUUCGGUAAAACUGGCAUCGACACGACUGAAGAGUUUUUCCAGUAUUUGGUGAACAUGGGCUACAGCCAGAACGAGGCGAACGUGUUGCUGGAUCUGUACCCGGACAUUCCAGAAAUCGGCAUCCCAGGCACACUGCACGGACGUCCGGGCAACGAUACGUCGUAUGGAUACAUGUACAAGCGAGUGUCCGCGUACGCUGGGGACAGCACGAUGCACGCUCCUCGGCGUUUUAUGUCAGAGAUCUGGGCGAGCAACAAUGUCUCGAGCUACAGCUACCUGUUCAACGUGCUGACUUCUGGAAUAUCUCAGUACAUUGGUUCCACGCACUUUACGGAGGUUGCGUUCGUGUUCUACAACCUGCUGGGCGACGGCUAUAACAACUCGGUGGCCACGGACCCGUUCCUCGACAAGCCGGAGAGCUACAAGCAGCUGGCACGCGUGAUGACCCGCAUGUGGGCGAGCUUCAUCGUGAACCAGACUCCGAACGAGAACGGAGCGACGGCGCUGAAGUGGCCCGAGUAUACGCUUGACGACCCGCAGAACAUUGUGUUCGACGCCAAUGUGACGGAGCUUGCCUACAUCGAUCCCGACGUCUUCCGUGCUGAGGCCAUCGCGCACAUGAUUAACAACGCAUAAGGUUGACCAAGAAUUCAUUUGGCGUGUUGCCACUCAAUAUACAUUGUUUCUCCCCUUAUGGGUUGUUCACAGAGCUCUGCCAAACACAA
Molecule: messenger RNA, 1904 nt
Organism: Phytophthora nicotianae INRA-310
Lineage: Eukaryota; Oomycota; Peronosporomycetes; Peronosporales; Peronosporaceae
Exons: 1
Coding region: 151-1815 (554 amino acids)
Molecular function (GO): carboxylic ester hydrolase activity
Source: RefSeq, a predicted model, not a curated record